UUGCCAUGGAGGAGCUGUGCGCGGCGCUGGCGGGCGGCGUGGCCUUGGCGGCUCCCAACAGCACCGCGGCGCCGCACCCGCGGCUCGGCGCGUACAAAGGCCGCGGGGACCGGCUGGGGCAGGACGAGAGGCGGCGGCGGCUCCUGUGUCUGCAGAGAGAGAGGCGGCUGGACUACGUGAACCAUGCCCGCAGGCUGGCGGAGGGCGACUGGGCCGGCGUGGAGAGCGACGAGGACGGGGGGAAGGAUGGCGACGACGAGGAGGAGGAGGAGAUGGAGGUGGACGCCGGCAGGAGGCUGCCCAAGCGAUACGCCAACCAGCUGAUGCUCUCUGAGUGGCUGGUCGAUGUCCCUGUGGAUCUGGAACAGGAAUGGAUCGUGGUGGUGUGUCCUGUUGGGAAGAGAGCACUGGUAGUGGCCUCCAGGGGUUCCACAGCAGCUUACACCAAGAGUGGCUUCUGUGUCAACAGGUUUCCAUCCCUGCUGCCAGGGGGGAACCGGCACAAUACAACGAGUGAGAAAGUGUACUGUAUCUUGGACUGCAUCUACAAUGAAGCAGAGCAGACAUACUACAUCCUCGAUGUGAUGUGCUGGAGGGGGCACCCUGUUUACGACUGCCAGACUGACUUCAGAUUCUUCUGGCUCUCCUCGAAGAUCCAAGAAGAGGAAGGGCUGGGAGAGAAAAGCAGGAUUAAUCCAUACAAGUUUGUGGGCCUGCAGAACUUCCCCUGCACCUCGGAGAGCCUGUGUGAGGUGCUGACAACAAACUUCCCCUUCGAGCCAGGGCAGUCACCAGAGGAAGUCCAAGUGCCUGUGGCUGGCUGACCGUGCCAGACACUGCUUUUAGCACAGGUAGGGGAGUAUUAGCUGAAGGAAACCUGGGAUGCCUUUUUGACUUGCUCAAUGACAAAUGCUCCUGCCUGCCUCUGCCUCUCCUGAGGAAAGCUUUAUGACUUCUUGAGGCCUUUACUCUGUGACAAAAGGUGAAGAGCAUCCCAACUUAUGGAGAGAGGCCCCUGUGGAAUGCAGAGGGACUGCAGGAGCUGGGCAGAUGCUCCUUGUGCUCCUGCUGUGUUUGUCCCCAGGUUCCCUGGUCAAUGUGUCCGGGCACUACCCCAGCAAGAACAGAAACGCGGUGUAGUUUGGCACAAAGGCAGCCCCACAGAAACCACGCUGCUGUGUUUCCAGGAAUGAAGCUCACCAUGUGCCACAAGAGGGAGCCCGAGAAAUCUCCGUGAAUAGCUUCCAGCAACGGGGCAGCCAGAACCAAACUUCACAGGAGGCAAAAUACAGCUCGUGCAGUGUAAUAGAUAUCUCGUUAUGCCUGGUCCCAGCAUCCUGGGAUGGACCACGCUAAGCAAGUUUGCUCAGUCGACAAGCACUGAAUUUUAAGAGUUUUUUGGACGGGGUCUUAUUUAAGAGCUCCUGAGCUGCCAAUGGAUUUGAGAAAAACAGCGUGCAAGUUUCUAGAAAGGCAAGGGAGAGCCAAAGUCAGAGGCUCUGUGGUGUGGAGCAGCUGAAAUAGGACAAAGCAUGGCCAUGAAGCAUGAAAUCCUGCCAAGCCAGUUGCUCAAAAGGUUCAGUCAUAUGGAGAUGCCCUUGUCCUGGUGAGGCUGGUGUCAGAGCAAUGACUUGGGAUAGGGACAUGGCCAACAACUGAGAUGAUGACAGGAAUAUGGGAACUGCAGUAACUUAGAAGAAAUCAGGGGAAGGAAUUACAUGACUUACCCCUCUGCUAGGCAGAAUUCUUUGAUUUUGUCAGCUUGGGGAAGCUCUUUGGAGCAUUGUGGAAGGCGGGAGUCUUUCCAGGCUGAUGUCACUAGAAGAUACCUGUGGGAGCUGCAGAAUCCCCAUUGCUCAGAAGGGGCUGUGCUUUUGCUGGGAUGUGCAGGUCCAGGAGAGAGUGCAGUGGCGUGGUGCCACAGAGCCUGGCUCCUCUCCUCAAGUCUUCCUGGGACAUGAGGAGAGGGAAAGGCUUUGCACUUCAGAUAUCCAGCCAGUUUCACAAGCUCAUGCUGUUUAUUGGGCUGGUUUCCUGUUCCCCUAGGACAGGAAUCCCCCUUCUCUGGAAUUAUUUUGAAAGCUCUUCACAGUGACCAAAAAUCACGGACUUCAGUAGUGCAGUAGGCAGCAUGGCCCUGCAGGAAGCUAAUGCCCAGCAGCAGAGAUGGGUACAUGCCUGCUGUGUUCUCAGCCAUGCCUUGGCUCGAUAUGAUGUAGGUGCUGCUCUGCUGGGGGGCUGCAGUUGCGGG
Messenger RNA from Phasianus colchicus (ring-necked pheasant), 2251 nucleotides. The record is from RefSeq and is a predicted model, not a curated record. NCBI's taxonomy places the organism in Eukaryota, Metazoa, Chordata, Aves, Galliformes, Phasianidae.